GAAAAAGAAAAAAGUUUGACAAAAGCAGCUAAAUUUAAAGUCGGCGAUGUAAUGAGUGGGUGAAGAAGGAACAACCCCAAAGUUUAGCUGACAAUUUCUUCGUUUCUCUCAACUCUGAUUUUCUCACACUCCACACGCCACCCUUCCGAAUCUCUCUUUAACAACCGCCGCAGCUCCUCCAGUUAAUGUCGAUUUGAUGGAUACCAAUAAUUGGAGACCUAAUCAAGGCGCUGAACCUAUUAUGGAUAAUAAUGAUUGGAGAAGUCAACUGUAGCCUGAGUCCCGCCAAAGAAUUGUUAAUAAAAUAAUGGACACAUUAAAAAGGCACCUUCCUGUUUCUGGUCAAGAGGGUUUGCAUGAACUUCGGAAGAUUGCUCAAAGAUUUGAGGAGAAGAUUUUUACUGCUGCAACAAGCCAGCCUGACUAUCUGAGGAAAAUCUCUUUGAAGAUGCUUACUAUGGAGACUAAAAACCCAGGCAAUAUGGCUGGUAAUUUACCAUCAAAUCAAGGUGGGACUAGCAACAAACCUCCUGAUCCAGGACUCGUUAUGCAGCCUCAAGUUCACAAUGCAGGGCAGCAACAUCCUAUGCCAUUGCCUAACCAACCCCAGCCACGCCAGCAGCUUCUAUCUCAGAACAUU
Molecule: messenger RNA, 640 nt
Organism: Arachis ipaensis
Lineage: Eukaryota; Viridiplantae; Streptophyta; Magnoliopsida; Fabales; Fabaceae
Source: RefSeq, a predicted model, not a curated record